UUUCAAUUCGCACUAUUUUCGAGCACACCCUGUAUAGCCGAGUAAUGUAUUGUAUAUAUUGUUCUUUAUUUGCGCACACAAAAUAUAUUUUUCCGGGAAAAGCGCUUUAAUGCGACAAUUGUGAUCGAUGAUAUAUUUCGGGAGCGCUUCGCGUUUCAAAAUUGAUCGUCAAUGCGUGUCGCGUCGUCGCACCUAGUUUUUCAAUCGGAUGAUUCAAUGUUGACGAGAUCCAAAUCCGGCGACUCUGAUAUACAAUACAAUAAUGGCGAUGUGACCAUCACGCGCCGAUUUUCCUGAGUCACGAUUCGAAAUUUCCGUAAAUUAUCCGCGAAUCUUUCGCGAUUUUAAGUUACAUCCUGCACUUGCUCGUCCUUCCUGACGACGAUGCUUGGUGCUUGUUGAAUUGUCGAGUCUCGUGCGUAUGCAUGCAGGGACAAUUUUUGUUUAUACGAGCAUCAUGAAUUCAUUAUGGAAACCCUGGCAACCCAUCAAGAAAGAACCGACAGCUCCUGCUAUAAUGAAGAGCUUAGACAACAGUUUAGAUGACUUUGAUAAGCUGCCUGAAUUUAAUCCCAAGCUAUUUUUUGUAGACAAAAACUUCCUGAUGGACUCUUGCACGAAAUGUCACAAUAAUAAUAACAAGAGUUUCUUGUUAAUGGAUGGACAAGAGAAUCUGCAAGUCUCCGAUGCUGAAGAGUUCCUGAAAAAAUUGAAUUGUAUCAAAGAGGACACUAAAGUGAAAGUGGUUUCGAUAUUUGGAAAUACAGGUGAUGGAAAAAGCCACACCAUGAACCAAGUAUUUUUUAAAGGUGAAGAGGUAUUUCAAACAUCAAACGAACAGGAUUGUUGUACAUUAGGCGUUUGGGCAGCGUUUGAUCCGAUUCUAAAUGUUAUUUGCUUGGAUACAGAAGGUUUACAAGGUGUUACAAAUUGUGAAAACAAACAUACAAGAUUGUUACUCAAAGUACUCGCAGUAUCCGAUAUUGUAGUUUAUGGAAUCUACUCAGAAAGGCUGAACAGGGAUUUAUUUACAUUUCUGGGUGCUGCGUCCCGUGCUUAUAGUUAUCAUUUUAAAACUGCUUUACAAGCAAUAGGGCAGCAAGAGGGAAUCUCUAACUCACUGAGCACACUUGGACCAAGUAUUAUAGUGCUGCACGAAACUAGGCACACCAUACCUUUGACCAACAAUGAAUCAGAAAGUGCAGAAGACAUCUUGAGAGCUAGAUUUACACAAAUGAAUCUUGAUAUUGAUGCUUUCAACUCUAUCAAAUAUGUUGGACUGCAAAUGGUAAAUGGUAUAACGGAUUAUGAACAACUGCGAUCCGUAAUCGAAAUCGAAUUGAACAAUACGACAGUCCGUUCAGCCAGAAAACCACAUCUAGUAUAUAACACGCUUAGGAGUUUGAACGAUCGGUUUUCUAGCGAAAUAGAAAAUUUAUCCGAUUCUCUAUUUCCAUACCAAUACUUUACUUGCCCUGUAAAAUGUCUGAGUUGUGGUAAUGGAUGUAAUAAUAGUAUGGGACACCUUCGCGAAGGAAAAUCACACAGUAAUAAUGCCAGGUGCAAAUUCCAAUGUCAGUAUGAAAACUCGAUAUACAUAUGCAAGAGAUGUUAUAGGAAUGGAAAUGAAAUUGAAGUAAUCAGAGAGUAUCAAGAGGAAGAUCAGUAUAGCUGGUAUAGCUUCGCAAAAAGUGCCUGGUCAGGAUACAUUAUAAAUUGUCCACAUUGUGGAGAAAUAUACAGAAGCAGACAAUACUGGUAUGGCAAUAAUUCGGAGGAUGUUGCUAUACGCAAAAAGAUCACGCAUGUAUGGAAUAUGCCAAAUUCUAUAGCGUCUCAAAAUACAGCGCAACGGGUCAUCGACAGUGUUUCGUACAUCACCGAAGCGGUCACGAAUGUCUCUCUACAACCUACUAAAGCGCUAAAAGCCUGGGCUGCGGAUCAAGUGGCACCGUCAUAUUGGCGACCAAACAGCGAGAUAAAAUACUGCUAUCAAUGCAAAAUCUUGUUUAGUCCAACAGAUGACAAACAUCAUUGUCGCGAUUGCGGAGAGGGUUUCUGCGCGCAGUGUUCGUCAAAAACGAAGUGCGUGCCCAACAGAAAUUGGUUUUCACCCGUUCGUGUCUGCGACACGUGCUACGAGAAGGAAACUAAUUAUUCCAGUGAUGAUUCCCUCGAUCCUCCUAUUGAGGACGUCGGUGUUCGAAAGAUGACAGAACACGUUGUAUCAACGCUCAACGUCGUCGGAACUGUCUUGAGCUAUUCCAAAUCAUUCAUAAAAGAUUCCGUUCGACCGUCUUAUUGGAUACCUGAUUCGGAAGUUGUCAAUUGUUGCGUAUGCGAUCGAAAAUUUUCCGAUACGCUUUUUUUACAUCACUGCAGAGCCUGCGGACGUGGGGUGUGUCAAGAAUGUUCGCAACAUCGUAAACCUGUACCUCACAGAGGCUGGCAACAUCCUGUUAGGGUAUGCAAUGCCUGUGUUUGAAAUUGACUGAAAGUAUACUUCUCAGAGAUUAGGAUUCCAAAAUAUAGAUCUCACAAUCAGAGGAAUUCUAGAGAUGAAAUAAACGCUUAUUUCACACACAUACACACAUACAAUCGCUUUUGUAAGAUGUACAAAAGCUCUGUAUUGAUUUAAUUGUGAUUAUAGAAUAUAUUUAUUUGGUAAAAGAUUUACAAUCAGCCA
This is a messenger RNA of Cataglyphis hispanica, 2686 nucleotides long. RefSeq names its product zinc finger FYVE domain-containing protein 1-like. The transcript is spliced from 7 exons. Gene Ontology annotation, molecular function: GTPase activity; GTP binding; metal ion binding. The record is from RefSeq and is a predicted model, not a curated record. The coding region runs from base 422 to 2485 and encodes 687 amino acids. Lineage: Eukaryota; Metazoa; Arthropoda; Insecta; Hymenoptera; Formicidae.